AUGCCAAAGUACUAUUGUGACUAUUGCAAGUCAUACUUGACUCAUGACACUAUGAGUGUUCGUAAGUCCCAUCUUAUGGGAAAGAACCAUAUCAAAUAUUAUUGCAACUAUUAUGAAUUAAAGGCAAAGGAAACAGGGCAAUGGGAUCCAAAUGAACUAACCUAUGAAAUCAAUCUAACAUAUCUAAAUCAUAAUGCUCCUGGAAGUGAUCAUGCCAAUUACAAAUACAGAAAUCUAAAUACAAUAUCUAAUGUGGAUGAUAUAAGCACCAGCAAUGAAUCUAAUGUAGCUAGUAAUGAUGAUGAAGAUGAGUUCUUGUUGCCUCCGCCUCCUAACUUGGCAGGAUUCCCAUUGCCUCCUCCUGCCGUGUUUAAUAAUACCAGAGAGUACCAAAAAGCUAUACAGAAGCACACCUAG
Spathaspora passalidarum NRRL Y-27907 is the source of this 417-nucleotide messenger RNA. RefSeq lists its product as uncharacterized. The record is from RefSeq and is a predicted model, not a curated record. Gene Ontology annotation, molecular function: zinc ion binding; pre-mRNA 5'-splice site binding. The coding region runs from base 1 to 417 and encodes 138 amino acids. Gene Ontology annotation, biological process: spliceosomal snRNP assembly; mRNA splicing, via spliceosome; mRNA 5'-splice site recognition. The transcript has a single exon. NCBI's taxonomy places the organism in Eukaryota, Fungi, Ascomycota, Pichiomycetes, Serinales, Debaryomycetaceae. Gene Ontology annotation, cellular component: U1 snRNP; nucleus.